This is a messenger RNA of Syngnathus typhle (broad-nosed pipefish), 5368 nucleotides long. RefSeq names its product ArfGAP with RhoGAP domain, ankyrin repeat and PH domain 2 (gene arap2). The record is from RefSeq and is a predicted model, not a curated record. Gene Ontology annotation, biological process: signal transduction. The coding region runs from base 208 to 4938 and encodes 1576 amino acids. NCBI's taxonomy places the organism in Eukaryota, Metazoa, Chordata, Actinopteri, Syngnathiformes, Syngnathidae. Gene Ontology annotation, molecular function: GTPase activator activity; protein binding. The transcript is spliced from 33 exons.
GAACCAGGAAGCGCGCAUGUGCGAGGUGCGGGGGCGGAGGAGAAGGACUUGGAUCACCUCGUUGGCUGAUGCGGAAAUAGCGGACGCUUUAUCCUUGCGCCAAAUCACGCACGGCAAAAGGAAAAAAGCUCUUAGUGGGCAACGUGGCGUGGUCAAAUCCGCGUGGGCAGUGUUGUGGAGUCCCGCCAGAUGACGCGCUAGAAGGUCAUGUCGGAAGCUGCGGAGCCAAGCCGGGAGCUGCAGCGCUGGCUCCUCAGCCUCCACCUCUCCCAAUACGCGUCGUGCUUCCAGCAGGGUGGCUACCGGACUCUGCGGGACCUCGCCCGGCUCACGGACGAGCAUCUCCGAGACCUCCGGGUGCUCCCGACCGGACACCGCAAACGCAUCCUUCGCAGUUUAGAAGCACUGGGUGUCCAGACGCAAAGUCAUGGAGAGGAAGUCCAGAAACCGAGGCUGUACCCGAGAAAUAUCUUCUUGGUGGAUAAAAAAAGAGGCGGGUCCUGUCAGCAUCCUUGUCCAAAAGAACGGCAGCAGUUACCAGUGGAUGGGAGUCAGACCUUGCCGGCGGGAGCUGGACUCGGGACGCAGACGGAAGCCUCCGGCCCGCCGCGACCGGCCAGUCGAAACGUCCCAGCGUCUACGUUGGAGGAUCUCCCUGCUUCCUUGUCCAGCACCAGCAGCAGCACAGAAUCACUCCCAAUUUUGGAGACCUCCCCGGAAGACGCCCCCUUUGUACCUUCCCCUUCCGAUGUCCCGACCCAGAGCGAGGAUCGAGGCUCUUCUCUCUGCCACAUGGUGGACAACGCCCUCUACGACGCCCAGCCCGCUUCCGCCGCCCCCAAAGGUCCGCGACCGACCCGCUCUUAUCGGCUGAGGCACAGGCCGGUGCCCGACAUCCCCCGGCAAGACGGGCGCGUGCAAACAAGCGGGCCCCGACACCCGGCAGCCGUCUGCGGGCGUCCCCCCGGUGCAAACGGCGCUCAGAAAGCUCCACUUCACAGAACCUUGACGCCCAUCGCUCCCUACGGAGAGACCUUCCUGUACAACAGCGCUCAAAGCAUUCCGAGGCAAGGUGGCAAAGAAGCGGCGCCCAAGGAAACGGUCAAAGAGAAGAAGCUAAGAUCAGAAGACAAGGAAGGCCCUCCCGUUGCAAGCGUCCCGGACCCUUACAAAGAUGACUACGCCACAGUGGAAGAGUGCGCCAGCUUUUUGCCAAGUUUGGCGCAAAGUCCGGCAGAGUACGGCUCCAUCGGCCCAGCGGCCUCUGCUUGGGAUUCUGGCUCUGCUUCGGCCGUGACGGUGGACUGCGAGCUCUACUCCCAAGUUGACCGUCUGCCUGAUAUUUCCCCGUACGCUUGCUUUUACGGCGCCACAGAACCUCAAGUGCUGAAAAUGGGCUGGCUGGACAAACUCUCCCCUCAAGGGAAAUGCGUCUUUCAGCGGCGGUGGGUGCGUUUCGACGGCGACACCCUGGCCUACUACAACAGCGACAAGGAAAUGUACUCCAAAGGGAUGAUUCAGGCCUCCGCCGUCCGCCAGGUGCAACCUUUCGGGGACAACAAGUUUGAGGUCAUCACCUCGCUUCGCACAUUUGUCUUCCGAGCCGAGAAAGAAGGGGAGCGCCGCGAAUGGAUGGACAGUCUUCAGACGGCGGCGGCGGCGGUGGCGCGGGUCCCGGACAGCUCCGGCCUGCGCCGCCAUUCCUCCACCAGCAAGCGCGGCAUGCUGGAGCUGCGCCCCCACAAAGGCCGAGUUUUGGUCUCCCUGGCGGCCAGCAAAGUCCGGCUCUGCAAAAGUGAACAGGACUACCAGGCGGGCCUGGCGAUCUGCGAAGUGGAUUUGACGGCCGCCAGCAUCCGAGACGCCGAUCGGAGGAUCUUUGAAAUCAACACGCCCUUUAAGAGCUUCUGCUUCACGGCCGAGUCGGAGCAGGAGAAGUCGGAGUGGAUCGAAGCGGUUCGGGAAUCCAUCGCAGAGACGCUGUGCGACUACGAGGUGGCCGAGAAGAUCUGGUCCAACGAGGCCAACCGUAACUGCGCCGACUGUCGCGCCGCCCAGCCGGAGUGGGCGUCGCUCAACCUGGCCGUGGUCAUCUGCAAGAAGUGUGAGAGGCAGCACCGCUCGCUCGGCCACAACAUCUCCAAAGUGCGCAGCUUGAAGCUGGACACCGGAAUCUGGAGCAACGAGCUGGUGGAGCUCUUCUUGGAAGUGGGCAACCAGAAGGCCAACACUUUCUGGGCCGCCCAACUGCCCCCAGAGGAAGAGCUCUGCGCCGGCGCUUCGGACGAGCAACGCGCCACUUUCGUCCGCAGGAAGUAUCGGGAGAGAAAGUACUGCCGAGUCCUCGAGGACCUUCAUGACUCGGAGCAGCUCAACAAGGCGCUCUGUGGCGCGGUGGUGCUGCCCGACGUGCUGCGGAGCAUGGAGCUGCUCUUCAGCGGCGCAGAUGUCAUGUGCGCCACCGGGGACCCGACCUGCUCCACGCCGUACCUCCUGGCCCAGCGCGCCGGCCAAAGGCUGCAGAUGGAGUUCCUGCAUCAGAACAAGCUCUUGGAUUUCCCAAGACUUGAUCCUUGGUCGGAAAACACAUUGUCAUCGGAGAGGUCCCGCUUCAUGGACGGCUUCCUGUUCAUCUCCUCGGGCCAAGGACGGACGUUGCCGGACCGGCGCAGGGGAGACGAGACGGUGCGUCGCUGGUGCACGCUGGAGGGCGGCUUCCUGAGCUACUACGAGAGCGCGCAGAGUCCGACGGCGGCCGGAAGGGUGGCCGUCGAAGACGUGGUCAGCCUGGCCAUCAGCAACGCCGAGACCAUGACCGUGGCGGGGCCCGUGUUCACCGCGGAGGUGUACCUGCGCUCGGCGCGGGCGCUCAUCAUCGGCGCCGAGACGCAGGACACGCUACGUGAUUGGAUCCAGGCGCUGACUAAGUGCUUGGUGCCACCAAAAGCGGAAGCUCCGGUGCAGGAGAACAGCGAAGUCAUCGGCCGACUCCUCUACAAAGAGGGUCACGACCUGUACCACUGGAGGACGGGCUGGUUCAUCCUGGCCGGAUCCGUCCUGCACUUUGGCCCCGGCGACGAGGAAGGAGAUGAGGGAGUGCUUCGUCUCAAACAGCUGCAGGAGCUCACUGUCACCACCCACACCGAGGGCGAGGAGAAGAUCCAAGUGCUGCUGAUGGUGGAGAGCGGAAGAACCAUUUACAUCCACGGUUUCAACACGUUGGAUUUCGAACUUUGGCUUUCAGCCAUCACGCAGGCGGCCGGCAAUGACGGCAAGGCGCUGGGCGACCAGCAGCUCACCAAAAACGGCGUCCCCAUCGUGGUGGAGAGUUGCAUCGCUUUCGUCACGCAGUACGGUUUAUGUCACCAGGGCGUCUACCAGCAGGCGGGCGAUCCCAAAGGAGUGGCCCAACUCUUGGAGGAGUUCACCAUGGAUGCCCGGAAUGUCAAACUGAGGGACAAAGAGCGCCACCUGGAGGAUGUGACCGACACUCUGAAGAGCUUCUUCUCCCAAGCGGAAGACGCGCUCUUGACCAAGGAGCUCUAUCCCUACUGGGUGGCGGCUUUGGAUGAGGAGGAUGAGAGCCUGAGAGUGAAAAAGUAUUCCACUUUUAUUGAAAGUUUGCCUAAAACCAACAGGGCAACUCUUGAUGCCUUACUGCAACACCUGUACAGUGGACUUGGACUAGAUCCCCUUUGUGUCUUGUCCUCCAGGAUUCAGCAGUGUUGCCCCCUCAACGGUAUGCCAAGUGAAAAACUGGCCUCGGUCUUCUCGUCCUGCUUGUUCCAGACGCAGGGACAGACGGCGCAGGAGAUCCGCGUGGUCCGCGACCUCAUCGACAACUACGUUACGCUCUUCAGUGUCAAUGAAGAGCAGGUGCAACAGAUGGCGAGGGAGAAUAGUUUCAUCACCCGCUGGAAUGACAAAAAGGACACCGCGUUCUCGCCAGCUGGAGACUUGAUCUUUGAGGUGUACUUGGAGAAGCGACAGCCGGAGAAUUGCUGUCUAAUCAAGGUUUGGCCCAGCAUGCGUUCAGCGGAGCUGGCCGAGACGGCGCUGAGCAUGCGCGACGUCCCUUUUCACGCCGGCGACGCGUGGACCACAUUUGAAGUCAUCGAGAAUGGCGAGCUGGAGCGGCCGUUGCACCACAGCGAGAAGAUUCUCGAGCAGGUGUUGGAGUGGAGCGAGCUGGACUGCCCCAGUUCGGCUUUUCUGGUUUUGAAGAAGUUUGCCAAGGCCAAACAAGACACGUUGGACAAAGCGGAGCCCAAGCGCCCGGCGAAGCGGGGCUAUCUGAAGUUCAACGACGGCUGCUCCAAGCUGCUCUCCGGGCACAAGUUCCAGGACAAAUUUGUGGUGCUGCGUGCCCACAAGCUGCUGCUCUACAGAGAUAUCAAAACCACCAAAGCUGAGAAGGAGCUCCAUCUCAAGGCUGCCAAAUGUUACCUGGGCCUGAAGAAGAAGCUGAAGCCCCCGAGCAGCAGCUGGGGAUUUACUGUCUACACAAAGAAACAGCAGUGGCAUUUCUGCUGCGAGGCGAAGGAGGAGCAGCUCGGCUGGGUCACCGACAUCAUCAGGAUGAAGUUCGGCUCUGACCUCAGCUCGGACCCGGGGGAGGCCGCCGUGACCGGGUCCGCCAACGGAGGAGUCGCGGCGGACGGCAGAAUGCGCCUGCAGCAAAACUCCGCUUCAAAGACUCAGGUGACAAACAGGAGGACUUCCCUACCCGACGGUCCAAAGCGCGCGAUCCCGCGGCCGCUUUCCGUCAUGGACCCGCCGCGCCAGCCGUACCCUAGAGCCCCGCCCGCUUCCCGGCAAAGUAGCCUUCAGAUGGCUGGCAAGAGGCCCAGCCCGGGGGUCGGCGAGGGUAAGAUGCCUCCCAAUCUGCUGAGCGAGCUGAAUUCGGUGCUGAGUAAGACGGGCCGCAGCGCCGAGUGACGGCGCUUGCUCGACUGGACUUGGGCGGUCCUUGCGCUUCAUGUACAGCCAAGACAUUUUCCGACGGUUGGAUAAGGAUACGAUGUCACUCCCAAGAUUAGGUGAGGAAGCAAAUUACCUCGUUCAAGACUGAUUUUUUUAUUUUUUUUAUUUUUUUGGUUAAGCCUGGACAUUGUCUCGAGAUUCAACUUUUUAUACUCUUUACAUACAUGAAAUAUUGUCUUCUGUAAAAUUCAUUCUCCUAUUCUCCAAAUAUUAGCAACUACCAUUGCACAUAUGGAAACCGUGUGUCCGAAAUGUAAUGUGACCCCUACAUGGCAGUUCAGAAUCAGUAUUCAACUAAUAUCAUAAGUUCCGGCCCUCAUUUUUAUUUUCCUGUUGUACUCAGAGGGCCAAGCAUUCCAAUAAACUCCCGGAAUGAAUGAAUGGA